CAUUUGAUAGGCGCUUAACAGAAGCCUUAUUGAACGUCUGAGGACAUGCUCUACGUUGUUAUAGGAAUAAGCCUUCUUGUGCGCGCUUCUGAGGGUUUGUUGUGUUUAAAAUGCAACGAUGUUGCCCAGCCGAGACAUUGUACGACUGUCGUUGAAUGUCCGCACUCGGAUGUAUGUUACGUUGACCGAUCUGUAAAUGACAUUGGAGAAACUAGUUACAUUUUAGGAUGUUCACCUGCAAAUAUUUGCACCAACAUUACCUCAACGUCCCAGUCCAGCAGAGGUACAAACUGUUGUGGAUCCAAUUUAUGUAAUCAUCAGGCGUGUGGAGAACCGGACUACCCUUCCGACAGGGGCCUUAUUUGCUACAGCUGCCAUGAUCCAGUACCAGCCGGCAGAUGUCACAAUAUUGAAUUUUGUAGGAGUGGAGAAGAAUGUAGCGUCACUGGGAAUCAAUUAUUUGGAACCAUGGUUUUCACGUCCAAGUGCCAAAAGGCCUUUGCUUGUGUGACUCACCAUUCCGGUGGUGUACUGGUCGGAAAGCGAGACAAACUUAAUGAACGAUCCUACGAUGACCAAGGCUGCGACUCGUGCUGUAACGCCGACCUUUGCAAUCAGCAAUGCUUAACACAGGUCCAGGCGUAUGCCGAUUGCUCUGAGAUACACAGAGCUCACCCAGAUCUACCUUCUUCAAUCUAUGUCAUCACAACCUGGAACACAAGUAGUCAAGCAAAGGUGGUCUGUGAUAUGGAUACGGACGGAGGGGGGUGGACGGUGUUUCAGCAUCGCGUCAACGGAAGUGUCGAUUUCUACCGGAACUUCUUUUCCUAUGAGGCCGGGUUUGGUUCACUAAGUGGGGAGUUUUGGCUUGGAUUGUCCCUGGUGCAUGAGAUGACGUCAAGAACAACCAACGAAUUACGAAUCGAUAUACAAAGAGCUAAUGGAAACCUCGGAUAUGUAGUUUAUCCUAGGUUCCGAAUAGAGGCCCCUCCAACAUACAUAUUGCGCAUUGGAAACAAAACAGACUACAGCGGAAUUUCAUCUGCAAUGGCUGAUGAUCUCACGAGCACACACGGGGCAAUUAAUAUGGCGUUCACGACCUUUGAUAGGGACAAUGACCUAUAUGGCGGUAACUGUGCUUCAGUAUAUCAUGGGGCGUGGUGGUACAAUGUUUGCUUUCGCGUAAACUUAAACGGAGAUUAUCUGACACCUGGAACGUAUUCACACUCUUCAAUGUCGUUCAUAGAUGAAUAUUUAUCUUUAAAAACCAGCCGAAUGAUGUUCAGAACCACGUGACGUUGUCUGAAAACUUAGCACAAAAAUUUAUUGAAAAUCUGCAUUCUCACAUAUUGAACGUUUUGACAACUUUUUAAUUUCUUGUCUUUGAACGAGCCAAUUUUUGCAAAAAUCCAGUUAUAUAAGACUGCUGACAAAAAAUAGAUCGAAGAUUUUUAUAUUUAAGUUCAAAAAUUGAUGUUAAAUGCAUUUCUAUUAAACCGUUAGUAACGGAUUAAGCCAUAAAAUAUUAUUUUUCGAACGGAAAUAUGAAAAUCUGAUCUUUUGUCAGCAACCUUUUAUCAUUGGUCUGCAGAUAUUUACGCAAAAAAUUGCUCUUAUCGAGACAGAAUAUACAAAUGUUGUAAAAAUGGUACAUCUGUGAGAGUGCAGCUUUAAAAGCUUUGGUCCAAGUUCAUUCACUCUUACGUCGAGAGUGAAAAACGUGUUAAUAUAUAUUGUUGAAUACUACUUCUACAACAAUAUUGUAGAAGUGUGUUGGAUCUGCUGCAAAUAGCUGAUACUAAAUAUUUAUACAUCGUUUGAACUCUAUGAAUAAAUGGCGGUAAAUUUAAAUUAUACAACACGCAAUGAUAAACUUUAAGUGAUUUGGUCUUGCGCCUUCUGCCUUUAAUAAGACAGAGUCUUUGUUAAUGUUAUUGGAUGCUGGGUUUAUUCAAGUUGUUUCGGCUAUAUUAUCAACAUAACUAAGUCUUUAAAUGUAUGUAUAUACAUGUACAAUAUAUGAAUGACAGCUAUAAAUUAUUCAACACGGUU
Molecule: messenger RNA, 2052 nt
Organism: Mya arenaria
Lineage: Eukaryota; Metazoa; Mollusca; Bivalvia; Myida; Myidae
Product: ryncolin-2-like
Exons: 11
Coding region: 46-1296 (416 amino acids)
Source: RefSeq, a predicted model, not a curated record